AUGGCACAGAAUACUGAGGUUGAUGAUAAUGGAAGAGAGAACAAACCCAACCAAAAAGUUUCAUUCUACAAACUCUUCACUUUUGCAGAUGCUCUUGAUGUGAGUUUGAUGAUCAUUGGCAACAUCUCUGCCAUUGCUAAUGGAAUGUCACAGCCUAUCAUGACUCUUAUUCUUGGCAGAAUCAUCAACGCCUUUGGUAACACUGAUCCACACCAUACUCUCAAACAAGUUUCUAAGGCUUCAUUGUUGUUUGUUUACCUCGCUGUUGGGACCGGAAUCGUAUCGUUCCUACAGGUAUCGUGUUGGAUGGUGACAGGAGAAAGACAAGCUGCGAGGAUUCGUAGUUUGUACUUGAAAACAAUAUUGAAACAGGAUAUUGCGUUUUUCGAUACUGAAACAAACACAGGAGAGGUAAUUGGUAGAAUGUCUGGUGACACAAUUCUCAUUCAAGAUGCAAUGGGAGAAAAGGUUGGCAAGUUUACUCAACUUGUUACAUCAUUUUUUGGUGGCUUUGUGGUUGCUUUCAUAAAAGGAUGGAGACUAGCUGUAGUUUUGCUUGCAUGUGUACCAUGUGUUGUCGUUGUUGGCGGAGUCAUGUCUAUGCUCAUGGCGAAAAUGUCGACUCGUGGACAAGCGGCUUAUACAGAAGCCGGAAAUGUUGUUGAUCAAACUGUUGGAGCCAUCAGAACAGUUGCAUCUUUUACUGGGGAGAAAAAAGCGAUUGAAAAGUACAAUGAAAAAUUAAAAGUUGCUUAUACGACUACGGUUCAACAAGGAACUGCGACAGGAUUUGGAAUGGGGUUACUUUCAUUGAUUGUGUUUAGCACCUAUGGACUUGCAAUGUGGUAUGGUUCCAUGUUAGUCCUUGAGAAGGGAUAUACUGGUGGAACUGUCAUGAGUGUAAUCAUAGCUCUUAUGACCGGUGGAAUGUCACUGGGUCAGACAUCCCCAUGCAUAGAUGCAUUUACUGCAGGCCAAGCAGCAGCAUAUAAAAUGUUUGAGACGAUUAAAAGAAAGCCCAAAAUCGAUGCAUAUGACACAAGUGGUGUUAUCUUGGAAGACAUAAAAGGAGAUAUCGAACUCAAAGAUGUUUACUUUAGAUAUCCUGCAAGGCCAGAUGUGCAGAUAUUUGCUGGAUUUUCGCUGUUUGUUCCAAGUGGCACAACUACUGCUUUGGUCGGUCAAAGUGGGAGUGGAAAGUCUACUGUAAUCAGUUUAUUGGAAAGAUUCUAUGAUCCUGAUUCUGGAGAAGUACUUAUAGAUGGUGUGAAUUUGAAGAAUUUGCAGCUUAAAUGGAUAAGGGAACAGAUUGGGUUGGUUAGUCAAGAGCCGAUCUUGUUUACUACUACUAUCAGAGAGAAUAUAGCAUAUGGGAAAGAAGAUGCAACCGAUGAGGAGAUUACAGCGGCAAUAAAACUUGCUAAUGCGAAAAUGUUCAUCGACAAACUGCCUCAGGGCCUUGACACCAUGGCGGGACAAAACGGUACUCAACUUUCUGGUGGUCAAAAGCAAAGAAUUGCAAUUGCUAGAGCAAUAUUGAAGAACCCGAGAAUCCUGCUUCUUGAUGAAGCAACGAGUGCGUUGGAUGCUGAGUCUGAACGUAUUGUUCAAGAAGCUUUAGAAAAAAUUAUGUUUAAAAGGACUACCGUUGUUGUUGCGCAUCGUUUAACAACUAUCAGAAAUGCUGACAGUAUAGCAGUGGUUCAUCAGGGAAAAAUCGUGGAGAAAGGAGCUCAUGAUGAGCUAAUCAAAGAUGUAGAAGGUGCUUAUUCUCAGCUUAUUCGUUUACAAGAAGGAGAAAAAGAAAGCCAAAAUUCUGAAGCAGAUAAGUCAAGCCACAUGUUAAAUAGAGAUUUGUCUAGAUCUUCCACCCAAAAGAAUUCCCUUGUGAUGUCAACAAGCCAAAGAUUCUCAGGGAGAAUCUCCCAAAUGAAUUCCCUUGUGAUGUCAACAAGCCAAAGAUCCUCGGGGAGAAUCUCCCAAAUUGGUGUACAAAUAGAAGAACCAGAUAUCGAAGAAGGUCAAGUUGAUAGUAAUAAGAAGAAACAGAAAAAUGUUUCUAUAAGACGUUUGGCCUACUUGAACAAACCUGAGAUUCCUGUCUUACUGCUUGGGUCCAUUGCUGCAAUAGUGAACGGUGUAGUGUUCCCUGUAUUUGGCCUAGUCUUCUCAUCGGCCAUUAGUAUGUUUUACAAACCUCCAGAACAACAGAAGAAAGAAGCUAGGCUCUGGUCGCUUCUAUACGUUGGUUUGGGUUUGGUUACUCUAGUGGUUUUACCACUUCAGAAUUACUUCUUUGGGAUUGCAGGUGGGAAACUUGUAGAAAGAAUUCGUUCGCUGACAUUUGCAAAGGUUGUGCACCAAGAAAUAAGUUGGUUUGAUGACCCUGCAAAUUCAAGUGGUGCAGUUGGUGCAAGACUAUCAACCGACGCUUCAACUGUGAAAAGUCUUGUUGGAGACACAUUGGCUCUUAUUGUGCAAAACAUAUCAACAAUCACAGCUGGUCUAGUUGUAGCAUUCACUGCUAAUUGGAUUCUCGCUUUUAUAGUUUUGGCUGUGUCACCAGUGGUUCUUGUGCAAGGAAUCAUUCAGAUGAAGUUUCUUGAAGGAUUCAGUGGAGAUGCCAAGGUGAUGUAUGAACAGGCGAGUCAAGUGGCAAACGACGCUGUUAGUAGCAUCAGAACUGUUGCAUCAUUUUGUGCAGAAUCAAAGGUUAUGGAUAUGUAUCGGAAGAAAUGUUCAGGUCCAGAAAAACAAGGUGUUCGUUCAGGGCUUGUAAGUGGUGCAGGAUUCGGCUUCUCUUUUGCGGCUCUAUAUUGCAUGACUGCUUUUUGUUUCUACAUAGGAGCUAUUUUAGUGCAGAAUGAUAAAGCAACUUUUCCAGAGGUUUUCAAGGUUUUCUUCAGUUUAACUAUAACAGCAAUUGGCGUUUCUCAGUCUAGUACUUUGGCACCAGACACUAAUAAGGCGAAAGAUUCCGCCGCUUCGAUAUUUGAAAUUCUUGACAGUAAACCUACUAUUGACUCCAGUAGUAACGAAGGCGAAACAUCAGAAACAGUUACAGGUGAUAUUGAACUUCAACAUGUCUGCUUCAAUUACCCAACAAGGCCUCAUAUUCAAAUUUUCAAAGAUUUAUGUCUAAGUAUCCCUGCCGGAAAGACUGUUGCCUUGGUUGGAGAAAGUGGAAGCGGAAAAUCAACAGUUAUAAGCCUCUUAGAGCGAUUUUAUAACCCGGACUCAGGACAUGUACUACUCGACGGAGUGGAUAUAAAAACUUUCAGAUUAAGCUGGUUGAGGCAACAGAUGGGUUUAGUUGGUCAAGAGCCUAUUCUUUUCAACGAAAGCAUUCGCGCCAACAUAGCUUAUGGCAAAGAAGGAACUGCUACAGAAGAUGAGAUCAUUGAAGCAGCUAAAGCAGCCAAUGCACACAGCUUCAUAAGUUCUCUUCCAACUGGUUACGAUACAUCGGUUGGCGAAAGAGGCACACAGUUAUCAGGUGGACAAAAGCAACGCAUUGCUAUUGCAAGAGCAAUGUUGAAAAACCCGAAAAUACUUCUGCUUGAUGAAGCGACAAGUGCACUUGACGCGGAGUCAGAGCGUAUAGUUCAAGAGGCUUUAGAUAAAGUGAGUGUGAACAGAACUACUGUGGUGGUGGCUCACCGUCUUACAACGAUUCGAGGAGCUGAUACUAUAGCAGUAAUUAAAAAUGGAGUGGUUGCUGAAAAGGGAAGACAUGAUGUGUUGAUGAAGAUUACUGAUGGUGUUUAUGCUUCAUUAGUAGCUCUUCAUUCAAGUUCAUCAUAAGCUAUUUCAUAUCAUCUUCUUACCUACUCCUCUAACAUCUCCCACAUUCUUCUAGAAUCAAGAUCCUAGGAACACGAUCUAAAGUCUCAGCAUCAAUAUCAUUGUUUUUUUAUUACUAAGAUUAUUGUAUU
Molecule: messenger RNA, 3935 nt
Organism: Vicia villosa (hairy vetch)
Lineage: Eukaryota; Viridiplantae; Streptophyta; Magnoliopsida; Fabales; Fabaceae
Product: ABC transporter B family member 9-like
Exons: 11
Coding region: 1-3804 (1267 amino acids)
Biological process (GO): transmembrane transport
Cellular component (GO): membrane
Molecular function (GO): ATP binding; ATP hydrolysis activity; ABC-type transporter activity
Source: RefSeq, a predicted model, not a curated record